AUGCAGCUCGAGAACAUCCUCCCCAGCGCCAGCAUCAACUUACCCAAAACCUUUUACAACCUGGCAACCACGGACAGCGCCAGCACCAGCCCCAGGCCUCCCUCGCAGCUCGAGUACCAAGACGUGGAACGCAGCGAGUCCGAGUCCACUUCUGCCGCGGGGAAAAAGUACCUGGGCAACGGGAUGCUGGGGGCCGAGGCGACAGAGGGGGAGACAGGGAGGAAGGGCUCCCCCGUUUUGGGAGAGGAUGAUUUGACCAUCUCCAGGCGCUACAGCAUCGAUGACUUGGGCGCUGAUAGAUAUUUUCUGUCUUCGUCUGCUCAGGCCGGUUCUGACAUGACUAACCCGUGCUCGCUGUUCCCUUACGCGGGUCAGACAGCUUACUCUGGGUCCAGUGCAUCCAGGUACCCCGCGUCUCUGCACUACAGCUCGGUGUUGCCUCCCGCGGGCUUCUCCUCCUCCUCCGUGUGCAGCAGCCGAGGCCAGUUCAGUGGAGGCGGGUAUCAGUUCAGCCAGGGCCCGGGCUGCCUCUACCCCUCUUACCCAUCCACCGGCCCCGGGAUAGGAUCCAUGCCACUGACCGGAGGCAGCGCUGGAGCCAGGGCCCAGGUUUAUCUGUGCAACCGACCUCUGUGGCUCAAGUUCCACCGGCACCAGACUGAGAUGAUCAUCACCAAACAGGGCAGACGCAUGUUCCCGUUCCUGAGUUUCAACAUCACGGGCCUGAACCUCACCGCGCACUACAACGUCUUUGUGGAGGUUAUUCUCGCGGAUCCGAACCACUGGCGGUUCCAGGGAGGAAAGUGGGUCACCUGCGGGAAAGCGGACAACAACAUGCAAGGAAACAAGAUGUAUGUCCAUCCUGAAUCUCCGAACACCGGCGCUCACUGGAUGAGACAAGAAAUCUCCUUUGGGAAACUGAAACUAACCAACAACAAAGGCGCUAAUAACAACAACACACAGAUGAUCGUCCUUCAGUCUCUUCACAAAUACCAGCCGCGGCUUCACAUCGUGGAGGUGACGGAGGACGGCGUGGAAGACAUGAGCAACGAGUCUCGAACCCAGACUUUCACUUUCCCCGAAAACCAGUUCAUCGCCGUCACCGCUUACCAGAACACAGACAUCACACAACUGAAAAUAGACCACAACCCGUUUGCAAAAGGUUUCCGGGACAACUAUGACUCGAUGUACACCGCCCCCGAGAGCGACCGGCUCACCCCCUCACCCACCGACUCUCCCCGCUCCACUCAGAUCGUCCCGGGCGCCCGCUACGCCAUGCAGCCUUUCUUCCAGGACCAGUUCGUCAACAACCUGCCUCAGAACCGCUUCUACACCAGCGAACGCGCCGUGCCGCAAACCAACAGCCUCCUGUCGCCUCAGAGUGAAGACUCGUCCGCCGCGGCUUCGGCCCAACGCUGGUUUGUGUCUCAGCAGCAGCCGGGCGCCAACAAACUGGACCUCUCCUACGACAAUGACUAUUCCACCAGCUCUUUGCUCUCGUAUGGCAUCAAGCCCCUGUCGCUGCAGACCACGCACGCCCUCGGUUAUUACCCGGACUCUGCCUUUGCAUCAAUGGCGGCGGGAUGGGGCUCACGCAGCUCUUACCAACGCAAAGUGACCACGGGUUUGCCCUGGUCGCCACGCCCGAGCCCGCCGGCGUUCCCAGACGAACAGCUGGCAGGAGCGCAGGCAAAGGACAAGCUCCCGGAGGAGACCAGCGUGGCCCCCCCAGCCUCCACUUGGCUCGAAACGUCUCAUUCGCUGAAAUCUGUGGACUCUAGCGAUUACUCCAUGGGCUGCAAGAGGCGCCGGAUGUCCCCCGGAGGAUCCAGCACCGAGAACUCUCCCACCAUCAAAUGUGAAGACUUAACCGCGGACGAGUACAACAAGGACAACCCAAAAGGCAUGGGCUAUUAUGCAUUCUACACCAGCCCCUAA
Molecule: messenger RNA, 1938 nt
Organism: Knipowitschia caucasica
Lineage: Eukaryota; Metazoa; Chordata; Actinopteri; Gobiiformes; Gobiidae
Source: the annotation of a GenBank genome assembly